AUGAGGAGAGCCACAUCCGACUACCAGCUACCAGGCACCAUUGACCAGUACAGUACCAUCUCACUGACGGUGUCGGCCGCCGCUCCACUCAGCGGGCCUACGUCUAAUUAUACCCGGCCACCUCCCAACUACCAGCAUCCAGCUACCAGCUACCAGCCAACAGGCACCAUUGACCAGUACAGUACCAGGCCACCUCCCACCUACCAGCAUCCGACUAACAGGUACCAGCCAACAGGCACCAUUGACCAGUACAGUACCAUGCCACCUCCCACCUACCAGCAUCCGACUACCAGCUACCAGCCAACAGGCACCAUUGACCAGUUCAGUACCAUCUCACUGACGGUGUCGGCCGCCGCUCCACUCAGCGGGCCUAAGUCUAAUUAUACCAGGCCACCUCCCACCUACCAGCAUCCGACUAACAGGUACCAGCCAACAGGCACCAUUGACCAGUACAGUACCAGGCCACCUCCCACCUACCAGCAUCCGACUACCAGCUACCAGCCAACAGGCACCAUUGACCAUUGCAGUACCCGGCCACCUCCCACCUACCAGCAUCCGACUACCAGCUACCAGCCAACAGGCACCAUUGACCAGUACAGUACCAGGCCACCUCCCACCUACCAGCAUCCGACUACCAGCUACCAGCCAACAGGCACCAUUGACCAGUACAGUACCAGGCCACCUCCCACCUACCAGCAUCCGACUACCAGCUACCAGCCAACAGGCACCAUUGACCAGUACAGUACCCGGCCACCUCCCACCUACCAGCAUCCGACUACCAGCUACCAGCCAACAGGCACCAUUGACCAGUACAGUACCAGGCCACCUCCCACCUACCAGCAUCCGACUACCAGCUACCAGCCAACAGGCACCAUUGACCAGUACAGUACCAGGCCACCUCCCACCUACCAGCAUCCGACUACCAGCUACCAGCCAACAGACAGCUACCAGCCAACAGGCACCAUUGACCAGUACAGUACCAGGCCACCUCCCACCUACCAGCAUCCGACUACCAGCUACCAGCCAACAGGCACCAUUGACCAGUACAGUACCAGGCCACCUCCCACCUACCAGCAUCCGACUACCAGCUACCAGCCAACAUGCACCAUUGACCAUUACAGUACCCGGCCACCUCCCACCUACCAGCAUCCGACUACCAGCUACCAGCCAACAGGCACCAUUGACCAGUACAGUACCAGGCCACCUCCCACCUACCAGCAUCCGACUACCAGCUACCAGCCAACAGGCACCAUUGACGGGUACAGUAGGCCUACCAGCAUCCGACUACCAGCUACCAGCCAACAGGCACCAUUGACCAGUACAGUACCACCUCCAGUGUCAAUUCCUCCUUUUCAUCUCCAGGCCAAUGAAGCUGGCAACGUAACUUACGCCCUAGAAAGAGUGUCAGUCAUGUUAUAA
Macrosteles quadrilineatus (aster leafhopper) is the source of this 1419-nucleotide messenger RNA. RefSeq lists its product as uncharacterized. The coding region runs from base 1 to 1419 and encodes 472 amino acids. The transcript has 4 exons. Lineage: Eukaryota; Metazoa; Arthropoda; Insecta; Hemiptera; Cicadellidae. The record is from RefSeq and is a predicted model, not a curated record.